AUGGAUUCUCAAAAGUUCUCUGCUGGUGUUAAAAUUGCUCAAAUUUCAUCGAAUCAUGGAGAACUUUUUGGUGUAGUUGGUAAGCCACGGUUAAUCCAUGUGAACGUUGGGGAGGACAUUGUGUCUGAGAUAAUGAAUUUAUCACAACAAGGACCUAUGAAAAUUUGUAUUCUUUCUGCAACGGGUGGCAUAUCUACCGUCGUCCUUCAAGAGUCUGCAACGGGUGGUGGUAUUGCGACAUAUGAGGGUCAAUUUGCCAUCAUCUCAUUAUCAGGGUCAAUCAUGCUGUCAAAAAGUAGUAGAACAUGUGACCUUAGCGUGAUGCUAUCUAGGCCAGAUCAUAUUGUUUUCGGAGGUUACGUUGCAAAGCUCACAUCUGCUACUCCGAUACAGGUGGUUGUGAGUAGUUUCAUUCCGAAAAAGGAAAAGCUCGAGUCUAAGGGUGAUAAUGAUGCUCCCAAGGGUAUUCAACUCGUUGAUCCCCCUGCAGCUGUGUAG
Solanum stenotomum is the source of this 498-nucleotide messenger RNA. RefSeq names its product AT-hook motif nuclear-localized protein 10-like. Gene Ontology annotation, molecular function: minor groove of adenine-thymine-rich DNA binding. The coding region runs from base 1 to 498 and encodes 165 amino acids. The record is from RefSeq and is a predicted model, not a curated record. The transcript is spliced from 5 exons. Lineage: Eukaryota; Viridiplantae; Streptophyta; Magnoliopsida; Solanales; Solanaceae.